Molecule: messenger RNA, 294 nt
Organism: Choloepus didactylus (southern two-toed sloth)
Lineage: Eukaryota; Metazoa; Chordata; Mammalia; Pilosa; Megalonychidae
Product: opsin-3-like
Exons: 1
Biological process (GO): G protein-coupled receptor signaling pathway
Cellular component (GO): membrane
Molecular function (GO): G protein-coupled receptor activity
Source: RefSeq, a predicted model, not a curated record
AUGUACUCCGGAAACCGGAGCAGCGGCAGAGACUACUGGGAGGGCGGCGGGGGCGCAGGCGCCGAGGGACCGGGGCCGAUGGGGACGCUCAGCCCCGCGCCCCUCUUCAGCCCCGGCACCUACGAGCGCCUACCGGGCCUGAUCUGCUCCAUCGGACUGCUGGGUGCUGGCAACAACGUGCUCGUGCUCAUCCUGUACUACAGGUUCCAGCGGCUCCGUACUCCCACCCACCUCUUCCUGGUCAGCAUCAGCUUCAGCGACCUGCUGGUGUCCCUCUUCGGAGUCACCUUUACU